This is a messenger RNA of Cannabis sativa, 1480 nucleotides long. RefSeq names its product RING-H2 finger protein ATL66. The coding region runs from base 800 to 1306 and encodes 168 amino acids. The transcript has a single exon. Lineage: Eukaryota; Viridiplantae; Streptophyta; Magnoliopsida; Rosales; Cannabaceae. The record is from RefSeq and is a predicted model, not a curated record.
CGACCCAAAAGACUAUUAAGAUAAUAAAUCACUGAUGGCAAACAAACAACAAAGUGAACCUCAUUAGUUACUAUCCUAAUAAAACAAGAUUUAAUUAAACGCAUUACUAAAAUAUCCAAUUUAGAAAACUUACUUAAAAAACAAAAUAACCCCACUUCUAUUGCAUAACAUAUAAAUAAAAGAAUACAUUAACCCAAAUGUAUUAAUUGUGGCGUACAUUCAUUUGAGUUUGGUUGCACCAAAAGGUGUUGUAUGUACAUAGUUAUCCUUUUGUCUGUAUUAAAAAACUAAUUAUCCUCCUUUAACAGAACAAGAAAAAUAUCUCCCACUCAAAGAGAUCAUACAAGGGUUAAAGAACUAAAAAAGACCUAUCUUAAAAGCUAAGUGAAAAUCCCAAAAAUAAACAAAUAAUCAAACAUCAUUUAAAUAUCAGGAGCAGCCAAGUUUCCUGGGCCCAUAAUAUUUGAAUCCUAAAACCUUCAUCCAUACGCGAAUAUUCACCAAACUUCGAUCUGAGAGCUAAUUAAGAUCGAACGGUUGAGCUCUCUCCCGUAUCUUACACGCGCUGUAAUCGCGAGUGACGUCUUUUCCUCUUCCCACAAUAAUAUCUAAAGAAAAUCAUCCAGGAUCUAAGCCAACUUGCCAACCAAAAAACAGUAUAAACUUGCUAUCAAAUUCUGUCUGAAACGCCCAUUUAACCAAAAAUCCAAAUGCAAAAUCUCCGCCUCAAUUUAAAUUGAAACGAAUUUCAGACAACGAAUCACAACAACGACGUGUCGUUUUUGGUUCCCGAGUGAGGAUGAGAACUCUUACGGCCUAUACCGAAGACAACAACAACCGACCUAUAGAGUGGCACUACACAGUCCUAGAUGACCGGAACUUCGAAAUCCGUGGCCAAGCGAUCUUCUUCGUCAUCAUAAUCUUCUCCGUUCUCCUCGUCGUCACUCUCCUCGUCCUCUACGCCCGAUGGAUUUGCCGUUACCGCCACGUCAGCUUCCCCAUAGAUUCUGCCAGAGGAGGUGGUCCGGUGCCUUCGACGCAGGGUCUCGACGCGGCUGUGAUUAAAGGGAUGCCGAUUAUUUUGCACCAGGCGGCGGAGGAGGGGGAAGCGGUGGCUCAUCGGGCCGAGUGCUGUAUAUGCCUCGGCGUGUUUGAGGAAGGAGAGAAGGUGAAAGUUUUGCCUCAGUGUUGCCAUUGCUUUCAUCCCGAGUGUGUGGAUCAGUGGCUCGGUACUCAUUCCAGUUGCCCGCUUUGCCGAGCUUCGCUCCGAGUUGAGACGGUUGUUCCUAAGAUUCUCGUAGAAUGAGCAAGGGACCCAUUCAUGAUUACAUAAUACGACUUACUUUUUUUAUUUAUUUUUUUUAGCUAUAAAUUCAGUUAUUGCGGUGUAUAAUGUAUAUAAUUGAUUGAUCUUUGUAUAAUUUUUGCUGUAAAGCACUAAAUGAAUUUGAAAUUAAUACAAUCCGUAUAUUUUACAGAA